Molecule: messenger RNA, 4199 nt
Organism: Manis pentadactyla (Chinese pangolin)
Lineage: Eukaryota; Metazoa; Chordata; Mammalia; Pholidota; Manidae
Gene: FAM217B
Product: family with sequence similarity 217 member B
Exons: 3
Coding region: 167-1342 (391 amino acids)
Source: RefSeq, a predicted model, not a curated record
UGGGGAGGAGUCCUUUCCCAAUAUAAGGGGAAUAAAGAAGUCAUUUCCUCAGCUGUCAUCAUCUUCCAGCAGAUUGAGCAAGAAUAUUUCAAGCACUACAGAAAAGACAGCCCAGCAAACCAUAAAUCAUGAUCAGCCAUGUGAUUUUUUCCAGAAAGGGAAUAGGAUGAAUAUAUCUCAUCAGAAAAGCAGCAAUAUGAAUGCUGGCCCAUCUUGGAGUAAAGUACAGUGCUCAAAGAAUUCGUCAGUAAAAAGGCAGAGCAGAUCCCAAGCCCCCCACGUUUCCCCCCAGCCAAGAAGCAGCCUUGGAAGCAUCCCCCAGCUGACUGAGGACAGACUUAAAGAAGGCGUCUCCCCCAAAGACAAACCUGAGAGGAGUCUCCUCAGUUCCGGGUGUCGGGGGGCCUCAGGGAACAAACUGUUUCUUGACUUCCAGUCAAUGAAAAUUAUGAAAGACACCGAUGAGGACAGCGCGAGCGACCUCUCUGAUUCGGAGAGAGUCCCCGUUCCUCCUUCUCCCCUCACACCUCCAGAUCUUAACCUUCGAGCUGAAGAAGUUGAUCCCAUUGACUUCAGUCUUCAUCCAGGUCAGGGCUCUGCAAAGCCUGAGUACUGUUACCCUGACUUCCUUCCACCCCCUUUCAACUCUUGGGACCUCCGGGACAUGGCUGGGCUCCCACACGCAGAGCACAGGACUGGAGUCGGGCUGCGAACUGGAGGACUUCUCGGGAAGUACAUUGAUAGGCUUAUUCAGCUUGAGUGGCUGCAGAUACAGACCGUACAGGGCGAGAGAGGAAAGGCGGCCAAAGCCAGGCCUCCCACAGCCCCCGGGACUGCAGGACCUCUGAAAAGCCCUGGGCGAAGAAAGCUCUUUGCAAGCACUCUAUCCAAGCCUCACCAUGAAGGGGCUUCAAAGUCAGGCCCUGCAUGGAAGAAAGACUUUCACCACGAAGAAGCCCUUCCAUCAUAUUGUACAUCAGAGACAUCCUCCCAGUCCCUCUGUGUGCUGAGUAGUAGUAGAUUAGGUUCUCAGAAGCAGACUCUUGACAUGAGGACAGAGGAGAAGAAAAAGAAAUCAAAGAAGAGUAGCAAGCUGCAGCGCUGGGACUUACCCUGUAGUGACGGCAGCCUUUGGAUUGAGAGCAGUGGUAACAUUCGGAUUCCCAAGCAGUCGGGGCUGAUGGUGGACUCCACCGACUCCCAGAAGGCCUCCAGAACACCAGCGCGUGUGAACCUGAAGAAAAAGGGAAACGUCAAUAACUGUGGCCAUGCCACUCUAUCCAGUGAGAAGAAACUCAAAACAAAUGGGGUAAAGCAAAACACAUUUAAGUUCAAACCAUAACCAAAAUGCUGGCUUGCGAAGACCUGCAAAUAUCUAAGUAUUAGACCUUUUCCAAAAGUUACAGCCCUGUGAUUUUUAAGAAAUGUUACUAUUGACAUUUUAGUGUAGACCCCACCCAACCCAGGCAUACUAGCAUUGUUUCCAAAGUAAGGUGUCCUUCAAUAAGCCUUUCUUUGUAUUGACAGUCUUAAGCAAAUGAGAGCCCUUCAGUUAAAAGUUGUUCUAGGUCUAUGUCAUACAAAGAAAUAAACUGACAGGUCUCCUGGGGAGGAACAAAAUAAACUCUGAACAGCAGUUCGCCAUGUACACCAGCAGUGGUGAUGUUUAACUCCCCGUUUUCACUGCACAUAAAUGCAUGAACUAGUGCAACUGCUCUAAACGGUUUAGAAUUGGAAACGUCUGAAAUGGGGCGCUCGGCAGCCGCCUCAUAACCUGUGCAAAGAGGCCUCUUCAGUUUACAGGUGACAGUGAAGCCCAUUUUCGUGUUCUCUAAACUGAGGCUAACAUAGUGCACAGACUGGGCAGGUGGAAUGCCGUGGGCUUAAGUGUGAUCCUUGCUAUCUGGUGGGAGGUAAGAAUGGCACAUCGGGCACCCUAGCAUUUCUCUGGAGAGAAGCCACGGGAAAGGCACCUUUACAGAGCUUGUAAAUGAAGGGCCUAUAAUCCAGAUAGAAACAUGGAGCCACUGUGAAUGUAAGAGUUAUUACAGGCCUGUUUUGGUACCUGGAUCCUGCUGUCCAUAAUCAGAAUAAUGAUGAGCUGUUUCGGUUUGCAAGAGCAGGAUUGUGCAAUCUUGCCGGAGGGCACAGGGGAGAGGACACAUUUCAAGAAGGAGGGCCACCGGAAGAUGGAUCAAGUUACUGGGUGGUUCCUUCUUAUUUAUCUGCAGUUAGGUCACACCUACCUGCCCCUCCUGUGUGCUAUGAGGCUUCUUUUGGUAUCACAGUGAAUAUCUUUAAAGCCUCUGGUUGACUACUUCUCAAUAGACAGUGUGGUUUAAUGACUGUAGCUGAUUGGUUAUCCCUUUGAACAAUGAUUCUGUUUGCUGUUUUACAUGUUUCUGUUUUUUUACCUUUGGGGCAAAUGAAAAUCUUAGCACUUUUCAUUUGCAAAUGUAGAGUAGCCUGCAGACUUUCACACCGCGGGCAUGCAAGGCAUUUUUAAAGUUAACAUCAGGACAAGAUGAGUUUAUCAUGAAAAUGAGUAAAAGUUCAAUAUCAAGAUUGCCUUAAAAUCUGAUUUUAAUCAUAUUAAACAACAUAUAAAAUUUUUAUGAUAGUCUUUUUCUUCCAGUACUUUAUUUCCAGAUUUUUCCAGAUUCCCUCCUUAAUCUGCCACACCACCUGGAGAAAGCAUGCUCUCACGCUAAGGUCUCCCACCUUUUUAUAUGAACCGAAGAUGUCCACCUAGUAGGCAUUGCUUCUCUGGCUCUCAGUUAACACUGUGACUCUUGUACUCAGUAUAUACAUUGCAUUUUGAAGAUAGCACUUUUCUUAUCCUCACUGUGGCUCCUGAGUGGUGCCCCAUGCGUCCCUCACCUGCCCUCCUCCUCGUGAGCGCAGAUGGACUAGUCCUUGUACAUGCUGGCACCUCAUGAUUUUCCCUGCUAGCUUUUUUUCUGCAGCUCUUGAUUAAGUUUCAGGGCUGAUAAUCUCUGAAGUACAUACUCCUGGUAUUAUACUAAGUGGUUUGCACUGAGUUGCCGCUUUUCCCCAUCAUGCACCUGAGGGGUCCUCUUGGAGAUGCUGAUGGGUGACGUGGCCAGGGUCUACCUCUCCAGCCUGUGUACAUCUGAGCUGAAGACCAUCCUGAUUACAAAAUUUAGAGGAAAUUCCUCAGAUGUUACAUGUAUUCUGUGCUCUUUGAAUUGAAUUGUUUAAUUUGGGGAACAGUCAUAAUGUCUUACAUGUUAAGACACUUUUAAAGCCUGAAACAGUGACUUGGCUUGUUUAUGGUUUUGCCUCAGGUCGAUGGCUUCUUUUAACCAAUAUAGUGGUUAGAUCCGAACUCCUAAUGAACAGCAUAGGUUCAUUACAGAAUGUAAGCACAAUUUUAUGAUUUCUGAUAUGCAUAUCUAAUACAUCUUAACAUGUUAAAGGCUGUAGAUAAGAAUCUUGUCAUUUUCAAGUAGACAACAUUGGAAGGUUAAGUCUGAACUAAUUCAGUUCAUCAAGUCUCAGCACUGAACGUUACGCUAGGUAAGUGACAGGAGUCACUGUAUUUCUAAGAAGUGCCUCUCAUUUCUGGGGAGUUGCUUACUUAUGUGUUGCAUUUAAACCAAUUAAGGUUAAAAAAAAUUUAGAGACUGUAAGAACUACUUCUCAGGGUUGGCAUCAGUGGAAAAAGUUGUGAAAAAUAUAAAAAAAUGAACUAUAAAAAUAUAUCAGUAUUAACUACAAGUGUUUAAACUGAGACUAUUUCUCAAAUCUUUAAUGACUAAACUGGCUGAAAGUUUGUAAUGAACUUGAAUCAUGUGGGAUUGAUGACCUAUGACUAAAGAGGUAGGGGAGACGUCCUUGGUCUUCUGAUAGCUACUAGCUGAAAGGUCCAUGUUUGUAGUGGUUCUAGGUCCAUUGGCUUAGUUUCCAAAAAGGCAGAAGAACUUCCACCUUACGUGAUUUAAAAUUGUUAUUGCCUCUUUUGUUUAUGCACACUUACUUGAGUAGUUACCUAAAAAUGUAAAAGCCUUGGUGCUAUUGCACUUCAAAGGUAAUAGAGAAGCAGUAUUUACUAUUUAUUCAUGUACCUGUACAAAGCUCCAUUCAAAAUGGCCUAAAAAUAUUCAGCACGUUUGCUGUUUGCUGUUAUAAUUAUUGUACACUUGGCUUUGUAUAAAAUAAAACAGGAUUUUUCCUUC